This is a messenger RNA of Myotis brandtii (Brandt's bat), 1846 nucleotides long. It is a transcript of the gene GHITM, whose product is annotated as growth hormone inducible transmembrane protein. The transcript is spliced from 7 exons. The record is from RefSeq and is a predicted model, not a curated record. NCBI's taxonomy places the organism in Eukaryota, Metazoa, Chordata, Mammalia, Chiroptera, Vespertilionidae. Gene Ontology annotation, cellular component: mitochondrial inner membrane. Bases 614 to 1636 code for a protein of 340 amino acids.
CCUGAGGAAGCCCCGGAUUCGCGCUUCCUCCCAUUAGUGUUGUGUCUUUUUGUUCCAUCUUCAUCUCGUGUGAAAGAGAAAGGAACCGGACGCCUCCGUUUUUGCAGCUCUCGGUUUCUCAUGGAAAUCACCAGUGGGGAUGGGAGCGAUGGGGGAGCCGAGAGUGAGGGACUUGCCGGGGACUAGCACCCGCUGCCAAUCACGGACGAAAUGUGUCAUUACAGCUUUUGUUAGGAAAUAGUCAGCUGUCCGGUAAGAGAGAAAGCGAUUUCCUUAGAUGAUAGAUUCCUCCUGGCAUUCAGAGAAGUAUACAGAACCUAGAAGAGAUUUACCCUUUCAAUGGACCGUUUCACUGUUGAAAAGGAGCUAAAAUGGAGGUAGUAGUCGUUCCUCCUUUUGGCUUUAUGUUAAGGAAAGAAACUUUCUUGAGCCCAUUUUCCAGAUUUAAAAAAUGUAGCUAAUAAAGUCUGUAGUUUAUGAAAUGUACAUUCUAAAACUUAAACUAAGAAGUUGUUAUAAAGAAUUAGCAAGUCACUUUGAAGAUAGAGCACAAAUACAAUAGGGUCUCCAUUUAACAUUUAAAUUGGCUACCGUACUUUAAUAGUGAAAGUACAUGCAUAUAAAGCACCAACUUUAUAUGGAGGUUUCUAGUGUAACGAGAUCCUGUCUUAUCGUUAACUUUCUGUUUUGUUGUGGGUGGUGUAUGUCUUGUUUUCAUGUGUAUCAGGAAUAUGCCACCAAAACAAGAAUUGGGAUCCGGCGUGGGAAAACCGGACAAGAACUCAAGGAAGCAGCAUUGGAACCGUCAAUGGAAAAAAUAUUUAAAAUUGAUCAGAUGGGAAGAUGGUUUAUUGCUGGAGGGGCUGCUGUUGGCCUUGGUGCAUUGUGCUACUAUGGCUUGGGAAUGUCUAAUGAGAUUGGAGCAAUUGAAAAGGCUGUAAUUUGGCCUCAGUAUGUGAAGGAUAGAAUUCAUUCUACCUAUAUGUACUUAGCAGGAAGCAUUGGUUUAACAGCCUUGUCAGCCCUGGCAGUGAGCAGAACUCCUGUUCUCAUGAACUUCAUGAUGAGAGGCUCUUGGGUGACAAUUGGUGCAACCUUUGCAGCCAUGAUUGGAGCUGGAAUGCUGGUACAAUCAAUACCUUAUGACCGGAGCCCAGGCCCAAAGCAUCUUGCUUGGUUACUGCAUUCUGGUGUGAUGGGCGCAGUGGUGGCUCCUCUGACGAUAUUAGGGGGGCCUCUUCUCAUCAGAGCUGCAUGGUACACGGCAGGCGUCGUAGGUGGCCUCUCCACUGUGGCCAUGUGUGCACCCAGUGAGAAGUUUCUGAACAUGGGAGCACCCCUGGGAGUGGGCCUGGGCCUCGUCUUUGUGUCCUCACUGGGAUCUAUGUUUCUUCCACCUACCACUGUGGCUGGUGCCACUCUGUACUCGGUGGCAAUUUAUGGUGGAUUAGCUCUUUUCAGCAUGUUCCUUCUGUAUGACACGCAGAAAGUCAUCAAGCGUGCAGAAAUAGUGCCAGUGUAUGGAGUUCAAAAAUAUGAUCCCAUCAAUUCGAUGCUGGGAAUCUACAUGGAUACAUUAAAUAUAUUUAUGCGAGUUGCCACUAUUCUAGCAACUGGAAACAGCAGAAAGAAGUGAAGUGACUCCGCUUCUGACAUCGUUAAUGCGUCAGAUUCCUCCUGGCUUGUCUAGUAGGGCAGGUAUUCAUUAAGUAGUUUGUUGAAGCAGCUUUUGUUGAAGUUUAGAAGAUAAGAACUUGUCAUCAUGUUUGAAAUGUCCCAGUAAUGUGAUCCUUCAGGUCUGCUUUUUCUUCUAGAGAAUAAAUUCAGUAGUUCUCUGCCAAAUAAG